AACCAACGUCAAUAUUCAAUUCGAUCACCCAAUGACUUACCUGUGCAGCGGUGCCAUUGUAUAGAAAACAGUAAACAGAGGGAUAGAUAGCUAUACUUCAUUUCUGUUUUCGUCUUCAUUUACAAUGACGGACCAGCUGAGUGAAGAACAGAUUGGCGAAUUCAAAGAGGCGUUCAGUCUGUUUGACAAAGAUGGCGACGGCACCAUCACAACAAAAGAGUUGGGAACCGUGAUGAGGUCACUAGGUCAGAAUCCAACAGAAGCCGAAUUACAAGACAUGAUCAACGAAGUAGAUGCAGAUGGCAAUGGUACAAUCGACUUCGACGAGUUUCUCACGAUGAUGUCCCGGAAGAUGAAGGACACGGACUCGGAGGAGGAGAUCCGAGAGGCGUUCCGAGUGUUCGACAAGGACGGGAACGGCCUGAUCAGCGCCGCCGAGCUGCGUCACGUGAUGACUAACCUGGGUGAGAAACUCACGGACGAGGAGGUGGACGAGAUGAUCAAAGAGGCCGACACGGACGGAGACGGACAGGUUAAUUACGAAGAAUUUAAAGAAGCAUUUAGUAUGUUUGAUACAGACGGCGAUGGUUCCAUAACUGCCAAAGAAUUGGGAUACGUAAUGAGGUCACUGGGUCAGAAUGUAACAGAUGCAGAAUUAGACGAUCUCAUUAACGAAGUAGAUACAGACGGCAAUGGCAGCAUCGACUUCCCAGAAUUCCUUACAAUGAUGGCGGGGAAGAUGAGUGAAGUGGACACAGACGAGGAGAUGCGACAGGUGUUCCUCGUGUUCGACAGGGACAAGGACGGCUACAUCAACGCCCAGGAGCUGAAACACGCUGACCAACUGACUGAAGAGCAGAUCGCUGAGUUUAAAGAGGCGUUCAGUCUGUUCGACAAAGAUGGCGACGGCACCAUCACAACAAAAGAGUUGGGAACCGUGAUGAGGUCACUAGGUCAGAAUCCAACAGAAGCAGAAUUACAAGACAUGAUCAACGAAGUAGAUGCAGAUGGUAAUGGAACUAUAGAUUUCCCCGAAUUUCUUACGAUGAUGGCAAGAAAAAUGAAAGACACCGAUUCAGAGGAAGAAAUUAAGGAAGCCUUCAGAGUUUUUGACAAGGAUGGCAACGGUUUCAUAAGUGCGGCGGAAUUGAGGCAUGUGAUGACAAAUUUGGGGGAGAAGUUAACUGAUGAAGAGGUAGACGAAAUGAUUAGAGAAGCAGAUAUUGAUGGAGAUGGACAAGUUAACUAUGAAGAAUUUGUGAAAAUGAUGACCUCGAAAUGAUUUCAACAGACAUUUGACAAUUGUUAUUUACAAACGAGGCGAAGACAUUCCAAUGACCUUAACCAUGACAUUCUCAAUUGUCCCGUCUAAACUGAUAUCGUGGAGCAAUUUUUUAUUACUUAACGACAAGAAUAGAUGUUCCCCGAGGUGAAUGAAGAGACAGUUGUGGGAAAUGAUCUGAUUUCGACGUCUAUCAGGCGUAUUGGGCAAUCGCAGUGUACAGCAAUUUUCUAUUUAUUCCAUUGCCUCGAUGACUACUCUAACGAUCAUAUAGUUGGUAGGUCGCAUUGACGACAUUCUUUGUGGUUAUUACCGUAGUUAAUGUCGUCCAAUUGUUUGUCUUCACGAAUAAAUUAUUUUGUAUUUUUCAA
Gigantopelta aegis is the source of this 1653-nucleotide messenger RNA. RefSeq names its product calmodulin-like protein 12. The coding region runs from base 125 to 1282 and encodes 385 amino acids. Lineage: Eukaryota; Metazoa; Mollusca; Gastropoda; Neomphalida; Peltospiridae. The transcript has 10 exons. Gene Ontology annotation, molecular function: enzyme regulator activity; calcium ion binding. The record is from RefSeq and is a predicted model, not a curated record.